GAAAAAUGCAUGCUUGAAUUAACUGAUGAAGAAUUUUGGAUGGAAGAUGGACAACCACUUUCCCGGCCGGCCAAAUCUUGACCUUCCAAUCUAUCUUCAAAUUUGUAUUUUGUGGCCGCCUGUUGGAAAGGUCUGAAUCAAUCCGCAAAUUCUCAGUAUUAGUAUAAUGUUCUUGGAACCACCAAACACUCAAUCUGCUUGGAUUUGGUCCUGUUCUAUCUGCCGGCGCAUAAUAUUUAAAUGCUGGUUUCUGCCUUUUGGGCCUAUUUCUCUAUUCACAAGUUACAAACCGUCAUUGUAAAAUCAGCCAAAUGGCAUUCAAAACUGAUGAAGAAAUCAUAUCAACAAUGCUGGUUCCUUCUUGUUCCACAGUUCCAAUGAUUCAAGUCUACCUCAUAUACAAGAGCUCUGCAGAAACUGAUCUCAUUUACGGGAAAUGGAUCGAAUUCCCAUCUGGGUUCUUUCUGGUUUGGUUUUACUUCUCCUCCCAGUGGGAAACUCAGAAGAAGAUGAGGUUAACCGGUCUUUGAUUCAAUUCAUGACAAACAUUUCACCUGGAAAUGCAGGAAGAGGCUCGAAUUGGGGUUGGAAUAUGAACUCAGACCCCUGCACUGACAAAUGGGAGGGGGUGACAUGUGACUCCCAGUCGAAAUUUGUGAGGAAAGUAAUUCUUGAUGGACUCAAUCUCGAUGGAAUUCUUGAUGCAAAGUCUCUAUGCAAAGUGAAAACACUUGCAGUAUUGAGCCUGAACAACAACAGUGUUGUUGGAAAGUUAUCCGAAGGGAUAUCAAGCUGCAAGCGAUUGACCCACUUGUAUGCAAGUGGAAACCAUUUCUCAGGCGAGCUUCCCCAGAGUCUUUCCCGGUUGAGUAACUUGAAAAGGCUUCACAUAUCCAACAAUAACUUCUCCGGCGUGCUGCCAGAUUUGCCACGAAUUUCAGGCUUAAUAUCAUUCCUUGCUCAGAACAAUCAACUCAGUGGGGAAAUACCAAAAUUUGAUUUCUCCAACCUCCAGCAAUUCAACGUCUCCAACAACAAUUUCAGUGGUCCUAUUCCAGAUGUCGAUGGACGUUUCUCUGCCAGCAGCUUCUCUGGUAAUCCAGGAUUAUGUGGACCACCGCUUUCAAACACAUGCCCACCAUCUCUACCUUCUAAAAAUGGAUCAAAAGGUUUCUCCAGCAAGCAGCUUCUCACCUACUCAGGGUAUAUAAUCCUUGGCCUGAUUAUUGUGCUCUUCCUUUUCUACAAAUUGUUCAGAAAAAAGAGGCCGAAAGGUGAAAAGGUUGAGGUUAUAAAGAAGGGAGUGAGCAUGGAGUCUAGUAGCAACAAGCCCAGCAGUGUUUCCAGCCAGCUAAAAACCAGUGACAAUAGAUCGGAGUAUUCAAUAACAUCUGCUGAAGCUGGAAUGACUUCAUCAUCGCUUACAGUUCUUUCAAGUCCGGUGAUAAAUGGGUUGAGAUUUGAGGAUUUGCUCCGAGCUCCUGCUGAAUUGAUUGGGAGAGGAAAGCAUGGAAGCCUCUACAAGGUUGUGCUGGAGAACAAGAUGGUCUUGGCUGUGAAGAGGAUCAAAGAUUGGGGGAUUUCUAGUCAGGAUUUCAAGAGGAGAAUGCAGAAGAUAGAUCAAGUGAAGCAUCCAAAUGUAUUGCCUCCCCUCGCUUUUUAUUGUUCCAAGCAGGAGAAGCUCCUUGUGUAUGAAUAUCAGCAAAAUGGCAGCCUCUUCAAGCUUCUCUAUGGAACCCAAAAUGGCGAAGUAUUUGAAUGGGGAAGCAGACUAGGUGUUGCAGCUAGCAUUGCUGAGGCAUUGGCAUUCAUGUACAGUGAGCUCCAUGACGAUGGAAUUGCUCAUGGAAACCUAAAAUCCACAAACAUCUUGCUGGGAAAGGACAUGGAUCCAUGUAUCAGCGAAUAUGGGCUAAUGGUGGUUGAAGACCAAGACCAACAAUUCCUUGCCCAAGCUGAGAAUCUCAAAUCCAAUGGUCCAAGUGGAUACACUGCAUAUAGCACCUUCAAGGUAGAUGUUUAUGGUUUUGGAGUGAUUCUUCUUGAACUGCUGACAGGGAAGCUUGUCCAGAACAGUGGCUUUGAUUUAGCUAGAUGGGUGCAUUCAGUGCUUAGAGAGGAAUGGACAGCGGAAGUUUUUGACAAGGCCCUGAUUUUGGAAGGUGCAAGUGAAGAGAGGAUGGUGAACUUGUUACAGGUUGCACUGAAGUGCAUAAAUCCUUCUCCCGGAGAGAGGCCAACCAUAAAUCAAGUUGCUGGAAUGAUAAACACAAUAAAAGAGGAAGAAGAAAGAUCCAUAGUCUCCAUAUGAUGAAGACUUCAGCCAUAUGCUUUAAAGAAACAGAGAAUAUGAAAACGCCGGUUAUAGAAAAUACUUCACCACUGAUCCAUUUGUAUCUGGCAAUACAGUUGGUUUAUCAAACACAAUUUUUUUUCCCAAGAUUAUCAUUGAAUUAUUGUAUUUUUCUUUGAUGUAUCCUACAUCUUUCAUCUUAGGUAUCCUGCACUCUUUUCUUGUAAUCCUACCACAUUCCUCAUGAAUGUGUGGUCGCUCACUCACCUAAUUGGGAAAGAUAUCUGCUCCAAAAUUUGUCAA
Vitis vinifera (wine grape) is the source of this 2596-nucleotide messenger RNA. Its product is annotated as probable inactive receptor kinase At2g26730. Gene Ontology annotation, molecular function: protein binding; ATP binding; protein kinase activity. The transcript is spliced from 2 exons. The record is from RefSeq and is a predicted model, not a curated record. The coding region runs from base 437 to 2311 and encodes 624 amino acids. Lineage: Eukaryota; Viridiplantae; Streptophyta; Magnoliopsida; Vitales; Vitaceae. Gene Ontology annotation, biological process: protein phosphorylation.